UAGAGACCUGGUGCGUGCGUGUGUUCCCUUUUAAAUGUGAGCCCAUUAAUAUCAGAGGACUCGUAUCCAGACAGUGUGUUUGUGUGAUUGUGUGUCACACUGAAUGACAGAGAGAACGGGGGGAGAGGGGACAGGCUCAGGGGGAAGAUCUUAAGGGCAUCUGGUUUGCUCGGCUGAAAUACCAAACACAACGGGAUGGAUUUCUGCACAACGUGAACGCCACCGAGGAACACCGGUCUCACACAUUAAACAAGCCAGGAUGUCAGGGAUGGACGUCUCGUUGGGGGACCAUAAUGAGACUACAAUCUCUCAGAUAGACAAUGGGACCUUUCUACGGUUCUCGCCAACCUCUUCUUCCACCUCAGCGGCCGCCUCGUCGCCAGGACGUCCGGGCAACGUUUACGUUUAUGUAUGGCUCUUCCUUGGCCUGCUGGUAUUCCUGCUGACGCUGCUCAUCAUCUCCCUCCACAGGCUGAAAAACAUAAUUUCCUCCUCCUCAUCGGUCCCAGACUGCAGCAGCGAAGGAGGGAGCUCCUUCACCAACAUGGAGAUCUGUAGCAUCUCUUCUCAGAGGUCCACCAUCUCCUCACUGUCCACCUGAGGUACAUAGCAGGGAGCACGUACAGUACAGACACAUGGACAUGUAUGUAUUCCCCUGUGCAUGCAUGCUUAUAUGCUGAAAGCAGAAAAGCACGCACACACACAAAACACAUGGAGGCCCAGCACUUCCUCACUGUUGCAAAAAAACAUUUGCUUACGCAUGAAUAUACUAAUUCCAAUAGUCCAACAAGCCCAUGCGAUUUCAACCAGCAAAGGGGAAAUAAAGCUGACAAUGUGAAGAAGAGGCCUUGAGGGAGGAGACUGACUGACCUUGUUUCAAAGACAAAUGAACCUGGGGGACUACUUUCCCUUGGCAAGAAAAGCUUAAUUAGGGAAUACUAUCUUUCCUCUUCCUUUUUGCAAGGUUCUUUUAUUGUAUUUCUCUUGUCAUCUUUACUGUGAAACAGUUAAUAUUGAUUUUAAGUUUGUCGAGCAUGUUUCAGAAUAUCCGUAGACUACAUAAAAAAAUGACAAUAUUAAAAUCAUAUUAAAGAAAGACCAUCGCUUUGUUCAGAUAUGCAUGUGUGUGUCUAGUUGUCUAAUAAAAAAAGACGAGAUCCCUUAAAACUGUACACCAGAUUGCUUCAUGAUUCCCCUGGAGGAAGGACAUUGGGCUGGGGGGAAAGGUGAGGAAGAAAUUGUGUCUUACUGACAGGCAGCAGGCCUGACUGCAGCUACAGACCAGGUCAAAAGUGACAUAAACGAGAUGAAAUCUGGGUCCUGAAAGACAGCUCUACCAGCGUGACGGAUUACCCUCUCCUGCCUGUCAGCUCGUAUGGCGUCUGAUUGCAGUCUCCAUAGUGACCGAAGCGUGAGAACUCUGUGCAGCCUGUCUGUCUUACUUGCUUAAGCUAUGGUAAUGGUUGCUUAGGCUCAAUCAUUUGUGUUUUAAUACUGUGAAAUGUUGUUUCUUUACAAUACAUCACACAUUCAGAACUAAUUAUUAUAAAAUUAAUGACCAACUCUGUGCUUGUGUUGUUUUUGGAGCAUAUUUUUCCUUCCUGGACACAUCAUUCAGUAAAGAUAAAAACAUGGCUGACCUGGUUGUUAAUACUGACCAUGAGCUUUCCUGGGCAAAUCUAACUUUUGUCAAUGGGGUGAAUGAAUGCCAUAAGCAUGUUUUUCUUUCACACAUCUUCUUUUGUAAUUGCCUCUACAAGAUGUGAGUCUUCUUUUACCUUUAUUUGAUAUUACUGGGUCUGCUG
Molecule: messenger RNA, 1805 nt
Organism: Eleginops maclovinus (Patagonian blennie)
Lineage: Eukaryota; Metazoa; Chordata; Actinopteri; Perciformes; Eleginopidae
Product: serine-rich and transmembrane domain-containing protein 1
Exons: 2
Coding region: 260-601 (113 amino acids)
Cellular component (GO): intracellular membrane-bounded organelle
Source: RefSeq, a predicted model, not a curated record